This is a messenger RNA of Geodia barretti, 3171 nucleotides long. The record is from the annotation of a GenBank genome assembly. NCBI's taxonomy places the organism in Eukaryota, Metazoa, Porifera, Demospongiae, Tetractinellida, Geodiidae.
CGUAACCAUAGUGAUAGCGCUAACAAAACUUUUUCAGUGGAGAGCUAUCGUAUGCCAGAGAAGCCCGAGGCAAAAGAAAAGGCGGGGGCAGCCCCCGAGGCUGCAGGUGAGCAGGCGGAAGGGGGAGAAGGAGUGGAGCCUUCUGAAAGCAAAAGGGGCCCGCCGGCGGGGGUGGUUCCUCUGUUUUUCUCGGGCCCCAGCCAGCAGAUCUUCGGCUGCGUGGUGGACGUUGACCUCACGGACGAGAACCCACACAAACUCAUUCACAAGAAGAAGAUUCUGGAGGAUUUCAAGAACAGAGCCGCCGUCUGCGAUUUCUUCCCCGUCAAGCAGAAAAUACUGGACUACCCUGGAGAAGAGAUACUGCUGGUAUACGACUACGACUUCAAGUAUGGAGAAAAUUUCUACGUCUGUGUCACAGAGGAAGCAAAGGAACUUGUGCUCAAUCCCCCGGCAGAGGAGACGGGGGGAGAAGGAGAGGGAGAGGGAGGGGAAGAGGAGUUCUACGAGAUCCCCAAGACUCCUCAGCCCAAGGAGUGGGUGUGUCUUGGCUCAGACCUUGAGAUUCUGGACUCUCAAGUCCACACCACUCGCCCUCUGGUGCAGUUCACGGUGUCACGAAAGAGACACCAGUUCUGUCGUCCCGUCACCUACACUGACGGCACCGGUCUGGAGACCGUAGAUAUCGUCUCCCAGCCCGAGCCUGAAGGGGAGGCCCCUCUCGUUACACUGGAGCUGGAGACCGGGGUGCAGGCAGUGCAGGAGACUAUGGAAGCAUCCUGUCAGACAGAGAGGCGUGUACCGUGCAAUGCAGUGGUGCAGUAUGAGCCACAGACACUCAGUGACUCUGAGACUGGGGCUCUGAUGGGGGGAGAAGAAAUGGCCGCCUUCCUGCAGGAAGUCUACCCCAGGUUGGAGAUUAGUCUACAGCAGAACCUCAUCAUGGACCUGUUUGUGGACGACUGCAGAGCUCUCUCUGACGAGGAUUGGAUGACAGGGUCAAACUCGGGCACACACCUCAAGGAAUACCAGUCUUUCACAGACCUCAAGUUCAGUAAGGACAAGGUAAUCAACUGGAUAGAGUGGCACCCUGUCAUUAAGGGAGUGAUAGCCGUUGCCUGUGGAGAGGGCUACUCUGCUGAUGAGAGAAUCGACCUGUCCACUCGUCUCACAACCUCUCGUGCUCUCAUACUCAUCUGGAGCUUCACCGACCCCAUACACCCUCAGCUGUUUCUGGAGGCUCCUGAGGACAUCCUCUGUUUCAAGUUUAACCCCUCUGAUCCCAACAUAGUAGCCGGAGGCUGCAUCAACGGGCAGGUGGUGCUGUGGGACAUCAGGGAGUAUGCAGACAGACUCCAGAUCAACAAGACCUCAGACCAGACCGAGGAGAGAUCACGAGCUGACAACAUGGAUAUAUUCAUCACAGACGUGAAACUGGACCAUUCGCCGAUCGUCCCACCUCUGGUCCUCUCGUAUCUUGAGCACAGCCACAGUCUCUCCGUCUCCCAUCUCCACUGGAUUCCCGAUCACAACGAGAUUUGCGUGAAGUCCACUCAUGUGCUGGAAAACGUCUCCCAGUUCUCUCAUCAGCUCGUCACCUGCGGCAUUGACGGGUAUGUGAUGAUGUGGGACACGAGACCCCAGCAGUCGGGGAAGAAACCGACCUCACCACAUAAGACAACCACACCCCCUUCACUCACGGACCUUGACCUCACCUGGAAACCUUUCUACAAGAUACCGCUGCCUCGCUCUGAGCUACCAAAGACCUUCUCGGCCACGAGAGUGAGUCUGAGAGAGAGGCAGAGAGGGCGGCGGGGAAGGCAGGGGAGGGGGGAGGUGGGAGACGUGGAGAACCAGCAGGUGGAGAAAGGGAGCGCCAACAUUCAUCCGAUUGUCAGUCAGACUGAUGCCGGAACUGGACCAGAGAUCGAGGGGGCUUCGACCAAGUAUUUCGUCGGCACGGAGGACGGCGAGAUAGUGUGGGGAGAUUGGACACCAUCCAAAGACCAAGAAAGUGGGAAAUUCAUUCCCACGCGACCAGAUUAUUUCUCAUACGGUCACUGUGGAAGUGUAGUCUGCAUGGAGAGAUCUCCUUUCUUCAGAGACAUACUUCUGACUGCAGGAGGCUGGACCUGGGCCAUCUGGAGAGAGGGAGAGAAAAAUGGUCCUCUCCUGUCGUCUUGUAGCUGUGCGGUGCAAUACACAUGUGGUACGUGGUCGCCCUCCAGACCAGGUAGGUCAUUACAUCACUCAAAAAGAGUGCAGAAUGCUACAUACAGACUCCCCAAACAGAGUGGUAAAUUACAUAGACCCCUCUCAAGCAGAGCAGUAAGUUACUUAGAGCAGUAGGCUCCAUAUACACCACUCAAACAGGGCAUUAAGGCCCAUAUACAACAGUACGUUCCAUAGAUCCCAGACAUGAUCUCCUGUAUAUACAUGUGUGCAGGGGUGUUCUUCCUGUGCCAGCAGAACGGAGGGUUGGAGGUGUGGGACCUGAUGGACCGCUCACACGAACCAACUCUCUCCCAGAACAUCUCCUCCCUCCCCAUCACCUCCAUCAACCCCUUCAGGAUCACAUCAAAGCAGGAGAUGUUGGCCGUGGGAGACAGUGCUGGGACUCUACAUAUACUGGAUGUUCCCUGGGCUCUCAAGAACCCCUCCACCAAUGAGGAUGGUAUAAUGGAGGCAUUCUUUGAGCGGGAGACCCAGAGAGUGGGGUUCUCAUCUGGGAGAACAGCUGCCAGAGCCGCCGCCAAGAGGGAAUCCAUGACAGCUGCCUCUGCCGAGCUCACUAAGGAGGAGUCGGCCCCAGAGGGUGAGCUGGAGCCGGUGUGGCAGGAGGAGGCAAGGAGAGAGUAUGAGGACUAUCUGGCCACUGAGAAUAAACUCCUCAUAGAGCUGGGGUUGGUGGAGCCACUCCCCCAGGACAACGACUGAGCAGCACACUCACAGGACCAUUGCAUCAAUCACUAUAAUAAUAGUCACAGCUACAUAAUGUACCAAUCCUGUGCUAAAAUUGAUACUGUGCUAGGAAUAAACUUGUGUUAGGUCUGAGCAGUUUAGAUGGGUGUAUAUAUAUACCUGACCUAGAACUAAGCUGUGGCUAUCAUUAUGAUGUGCAACUGGUAUCAAUGCAGUGCCUUAUUGCAGGCUAAAAACCAUAGACGUGUG